Molecule: messenger RNA, 537 nt
Organism: Linum tenue
Lineage: Eukaryota; Viridiplantae; Streptophyta; Magnoliopsida; Malpighiales; Linaceae
Source: the annotation of a GenBank genome assembly
CUCGGCGGCGUCGAUUACCAGCGUGCCUCGUUUCGCAACACCACCACCUCCCAAUCCCAAGUCGAAUCCCUAAUUCCCCUCGUCACCAAGCGAAUCGGCGCCGUAAUCGAGGACCUAAUCGAAUUCGGGGCCGUCAAUUUCGUCGUCCCCGGGGAUUUCCCCAAGGGCUGCUUCCCUUCCUACCUGACCAAAUUCCAGAGCUCGAAUCAGAGCGAUUACGACCCCACCACCGGCUGCCUCGUCUACCACAACUCGUUCUCCGCCCGCCACAACAAGUUGUUGAAGAAGGAGAUCGAGAGGAUAAGGAAAGUGCACCGCCACGUCAGCAUCCGCUACGCCGACUAUUUCUCGACGGGGAUCCGGAUGCACCGGAACCCGGAGAAGUACGGGAUCGUUAAGGCGACGAUGAACAAGGCCUGCUGUGGGGCCGGUGGGCCCUACAACUACGACCCGGCUGCGGUCUGCAGCCGGGUCGGGGCGGUGGCGUGUGGGAACCCGAAGGCGUAUAUAAUUAUAAAGUGGGACGAUCAUCAUUAG